AACCGGAGCAGCUCACGGAGAUGACUAAAACACAAGCAGAACGUUGUUAAGUGGCAAUGUUCUUGUAAAAAGGUCGGUGGCCGUCUCAGCCAAUCAGAGCCUCGCAAAGGGCAAUUGACAUCGUAGCCCCGCCCCCAGGACACCUGUAACCCAAUCGCAGGCGCCGUCACAGGGACACGUUGUUUGUUGCCGCUGCCCUCAUCCAAACGUUCGCGGCGGAGUUUUUCCACGCUUAAAGAAGACGGAUCGGAUUUUCAGUCCCAACUAGAAAGUCCAGUUCGACCGACCGAGAUGUCACAGGAGCAUGACAACAAGCGUGCUGUCCUGGUCUUGCAGAAUGACCCCAACUAUGGUGCCCAACGUCGCUCUUUCACCACGGAGGAUGAAGCCUGGAAAUCGUUCCUGGAGAACCCACUUACAGCUGCCACCAAGGCCAUGAUGAGCAUCAACGGGGACGAAGACAGUGCCGCCGCUCUAGGCCUGCUCUACGACUACUACAAGGUGCCCAGGGAAAAAAGAACAAUAGCCCAGAACAAGCCUGAUGCUUUGGUCUCUGAUGUGGAUCCCAACAAAAGACACCAGCUUCAGACGGGACAUCCCAUGCCCUCCCUCUCAGAGACAGGCAUGGAGAACAGGAUUCAGGUCCUCAAGGGGCCCUUCAAUAUUCUCCAGCUAGCCCCAGACAAGAGGACCCAGUUCCCAUCACCAGACACGACCGUCACAGUGUCCAUCGCCGCCCUGCAGAAUUACCCGACCGUCAAGACGGAGGUGCCCCUCCACGGUUUGACCGUGCCGAGCAGUUGCGCUGAAACUGACAACCAUGUGGGCGUCUUCGACCGCCCUCAGCUCGCCCACAAUUCGGUCCAGUUCAGCCCCGCCACGCAAUCCCGCACGCCCCCGGACUCCACCUUCUCAGAGAGUUUCAAGGACAGUUCCCAGGAGGUCUUCUCAUUCCCGGGCGAUCUGCAGUUACGCAUGUCUUCCAUGACGUCUGACGACUACACUCAGUUUGAGACGGUGCCGGGGAAUAAUUUUGAGUACACACUGGAAGCAUCCAAAUCGCUGCGUCAGAAGACAGGCGACGGGACCAUGACGUAUCUAAACAAGGGACAGUUUUACCCCAUCAUCCUGCGAGAGAUUGACAACAAAGGCCUGCAGCAACCCAUCACCAAAGUCAGGAGUGUAGUGAUGGUCGUGUUUGGAGAGGAGAAGUGCAGAGAUGAUCAGUUAAAGCAUUGGAAGUACUGGCACUCCAGACAGCACACUGCCAAACAAAGGUGUCUUGAUAUUGCAGACUACAAGGAGAGCUUCAACACCAUCAGCAACAUUGAAGAGAUUUCCUACAACGCCAUUUCCUUCACUUGGGACACAAACGAGGAGGCCAAAAUCUUCAUCUCGGUCAACUGUCUCAGCACAGACUUCUCCUCUCAGAAGGGCGUGAAGGGCCUGCCUCUCAACUUGCAGAUUGACACGUACUCCUACAACAACCGCAGCAACAAGCCCAUCCACCGAGCCUACUGCCAGAUUAAGGUGUUCUGCGACAAGGGAGCCGAGAGGAAGAUCCGCGACGAAGAGAGAAAGCAGUCCCGCCGAAAAGGCAAGGUGGUCGACAUCAACCCUGGCCUCUCCUUCGUCGAUGUCAAAGGGCCGCUUCUGCAGAAACGCAACGACGUGACCAUCUUCAAGAUGAUGACAGACAUUGAGACCCAGCCUGUCCUCUUCAUACCUGACAUGCACUUCUCCACCUUCCAACGUCAUCCUUUUGCGGCAGAAGAUGGAGAAGAAAGCUCCGGCAUGAAGAGGUUACCCUUCAGCGAUGACGAGUUUGGGUCGCCGCCCGGCAAGAUGGCCCGAGCGGAGGAACCUAAGAAAGUGCUGCUGUACGUACGUAAGGAGACGGAGGAGGUUUUUGACGCUUUAAUGCUGAAGAAUCCCUCACUGAAAGGCCUGGUGGACGCUAUUUCAGAGAAGUACGACUUGCCACUGGACAAAAUUGGAAAAGUAUACAAGAAAUGCAAGAAAGGGAUCCUGGUGCACAUGGAUGACAACAUCAUCAAGCACUACUCCAAUGAAGACACUUUCCAAAUCUCCAUGGAGGAGCUGGGUGGCAUGUACAAGCUCACCCUCAGUGAAAUCUGAUUGGACGACAUGAAACGACAAGGAGAAUGUGGAGGAUAAAUGGUUUACACUAUCCAGUGAUGACGGACUCUUGUAUGAUGUUGUGAUAUUACAUAAAAAAAUUGUAUUUAAAAAAAAAAAAAAAAAAAAAAAGAA
Messenger RNA from Entelurus aequoreus (snake pipefish), 2274 nucleotides. RefSeq names its product grainyhead-like transcription factor 1 (gene grhl1). The transcript is spliced from 18 exons. Lineage: Eukaryota; Metazoa; Chordata; Actinopteri; Syngnathiformes; Syngnathidae. The record is from RefSeq and is a predicted model, not a curated record. Gene Ontology annotation, biological process: regulation of transcription by RNA polymerase II. Gene Ontology annotation, cellular component: nucleus. The coding region runs from base 292 to 2139 and encodes 615 amino acids. Gene Ontology annotation, molecular function: DNA-binding transcription activator activity, RNA polymerase II-specific; RNA polymerase II cis-regulatory region sequence-specific DNA binding.